AUCACCCCGUACGAGGGCGAGUCGCAGGAGGAGGCCAGCAAGCUGGUCCCGCGGCUCCACGGUCUCACGAGCAACCAGCUCGGGGACGCCGAGGCGAAGGGCCGCGACUCCCCCGCUGGCGUGAUGGCGCAGAUGGUGCGGAGCGCGAAGGUAUCCUCCACCGUGAUCCUCGGGGCAGGGUUCCUGGUUGGCGUCAGCGGCCGAACGGUGGUAGUGACUGGGCCUGCGCCGGACGCGUCGUCGGCAGCUGCCCAGUGA
This is a messenger RNA of Prorocentrum cordatum, 258 nucleotides long. NCBI's taxonomy places the organism in Eukaryota, Dinophyceae, Prorocentrales, Prorocentraceae. The record is from the annotation of a GenBank genome assembly.